Contarinia nasturtii (swede midge) is the source of this 1563-nucleotide messenger RNA. RefSeq names its product senecionine N-oxygenase-like. Lineage: Eukaryota; Metazoa; Arthropoda; Insecta; Diptera; Cecidomyiidae. The coding region runs from base 78 to 1364 and encodes 428 amino acids. Gene Ontology annotation, molecular function: flavin adenine dinucleotide binding; N,N-dimethylaniline monooxygenase activity; NADP binding. The record is from RefSeq and is a predicted model, not a curated record. The transcript has 5 exons.
UAUGAAAAGGAUUUUCAACCAUUCUCACGUAAAAUUCAUAAGAAGGCAGUUACUUUUGAAAGGAUCCUGAAAUCACAAUGUUGAAUAUUGUCGUAAUUGGUGCUGGACCAUCAGGAUUAUGCAGUGCAAAAUACUCACUGGCGCAUGGAUAUAAAGUUACUAUUUACGAGCAAGCUGGACAACUGGGUGGCGUAUGGAAUUACACAGAGGAAGUGGGAAGGAAUCAAUACGGCAUCAAUAUCCAUUCAGCGAUGCACCGAGAGCUAAGAACAAAUUUGCCGCAUCAGUUGAUGGCGUACAUCGAUCAUCCAUUUCCGGAGGGUACGCGAUCAUUUCCAUCACAUAUCGAAGUUCAAAAAUACUACCAAUCUUAUGCAGAACGUUUUGAUUUUAUGAAACUAAUAAAAUUUAAUCAUUCGGUGAUUCGCGUUCUUCCAAUUGAAAACAACAAAUGGGAAGUGAUUGUCAAGGACUUUGUCAAUGAUAAAUUCGAAACGAUAAUGUGUGAUGCGGUUUUUGUAUGCAAUGGACCUCAUGCAAAAUCUCAUAUCCCAGAGAUUCCAGGCGCAUCUGAAUUCAAAGGAAGAAUUAUGCACAGCCGAGAUUUCCGGACACCUGAAAAAUUUCAUGACGAAAAUGUUCUUGUCAUUGGGAGUGGUGAUAGUGCACUUGAUAUAAUACAACUGUUACGGAAAACUGCAUCUCGAAUCACAGUUGUUUGCCGUGAAACACAAAGUGCCCAAUGGCAGAAAAUGCUUCAGAAUUUAUUGUCCGAGAAUGUUGCAGUCCAAGGAGAAGUAAAACGUCUAACUCAAACUGGUGCCGAAUUUUCGGAUGGAUCUCAUCAAACAUUCUCUGUGGUGAUAUUGGCAACAGGUUAUGUUUAUGCAUAUCCAUUUUUAAGCACUGAAUGCGGAAUUUCUAUUGACGAUAAUUUCAUCCAGCCAUUAUACAAACAUAUACUAAAUAUUCAGUAUCCAAAUAUGGCAUUUAUUGGUGUUACGGGUAUUACUGGUAUUUUUUUUGAUUUACAAGUACAAUUUGCUCUGAAAUUCAUAUCAGGCGCCAAGCGAUUGCCAUCGAAAUCGGAAAUGCUUUUGGAUAUGCGUGCCAAAACAUUUAUCCAUUGGAAUAGGGGUUUCAGUAAAAAUAAAACUCAUUAUUUAUAUUUAAAUGAAAUUUCUAUGAACGAACACCACAAUCAAUUAUCAGAGAUUGUAGGCCUUGAGAAAGAAAAAGCACCAACUGUGCUGCGUUCCAUUGUUUUAGAUGUCUAUGAAACACGUUCAAAGGAUAUCGAUUAUCGAAAAUACAAAUACGUUAUAAUUGAUAACAAUACAUUUGAAAAAUCGGAAGAAUUAUAAAUACUACACUGAGUGGCGAUGAAAAUCAUUCAAGCAACUAAUUUCAUGUUUAAUUAAAAGAAACAGUCAAUAUUGCUCAAAGUACUAAUUCAAUAGAUAUAAAAAUAUUAACAUUUUUGCCCAUUUUUACAGUAGAAAACUUGAAGGUAUUUUUGUGGAAAUCCGAUUAAAAAAAGAAACUGCAAGCCGUUUUUUUUUG